Molecule: messenger RNA, 853 nt
Organism: Rhopalosiphum maidis (corn leaf aphid)
Lineage: Eukaryota; Metazoa; Arthropoda; Insecta; Hemiptera; Aphididae
Product: E3 SUMO-protein ligase KIAA1586-like
Exons: 2
Coding region: 48-761 (237 amino acids)
Source: RefSeq, a predicted model, not a curated record
UUUUGGAGGAACUUGGACUUUUUUACGAUGUUCUUUCUGAGCUUGCAAUGUUAUCUUGUAUAUUACAGUCCAGAAAAACAACUCUAAUGCGUGCCCAGUCGGAGAUAAAUAGAACGAUUAGAAUUUUAGAAAGUCUGAAAGCUGAACCUGGGGAAAAAGAAAAGGAAAUUAUAGAAGCUAUUCAGAAAGGAAUUAACAAAGGUGUCAAUAUUACAAUGACAAAAUCAGGAGGGAUUAACAGGUUACAAUUUUUGCAAAAUUUAGUAGACAGAAUGCGUCAACGCUUAUUUGAUGACUCAAAAAAUAAAACAAUGCUAGAAGACAUUCAGGUAAUUGAUGAAGUGUUCAAAGUAGCAAUUAAUGAUGCAAAGGGAGAAGAUGAAGUUAAAAGAGUAUCACGGACAUUAGGUUUUUCUGAAUUUGAAAGUGUAGUUGACUUCCGUUCAAGAAAUGUUUUUUCUAGUUUCAUGAAAGCAUUAAAUAUACUCCCAACUUCAACAGCUGAUUGUGAACGAGGGUUUUCCGAUAUGAAUUUGACAAUAACUGAUUUAAGGACUAGCUUAAACAUUGAAAAUGUGUCAGAUUUGAUGUUCAUCUCUAUCAAUGGCCCUUCAAUUGCAGAUUUUAAUCCUAGACCUUAUAUUAAAAUUUGGUUAAGAGAUCACCGUUCUGCCGUUUCCACUCCUAGAGGUAAAGAAAGAAAAGAAAUAGACGACGAAAAUAAGAUGCAGAAAUUAUUUUUUAACAAUUUAUUUAAUUAAAUUUUUUAGUAUUUGUAUAUUUUCAUAUUUUAUUGACUUAUAAAGGUAAUUUCAAGCUUUUUUUAAAAGUUUGAUUUUUUUUUUCAUAUUUU